Talaromyces marneffei is the source of this 3798-nucleotide messenger RNA. RefSeq lists its product as uncharacterized. The transcript has 6 exons. Gene Ontology annotation, cellular component: chromosome; nucleus; cohesin complex. Gene Ontology annotation, biological process: sister chromatid cohesion. The record is from RefSeq and is a predicted model, not a curated record. The coding region runs from base 1 to 3798 and encodes 1265 amino acids. Gene Ontology annotation, molecular function: ATP hydrolysis activity; DNA binding; ATP binding. NCBI's taxonomy places the organism in Eukaryota, Fungi, Ascomycota, Eurotiomycetes, Eurotiales, Trichocomaceae.
AUGGGGAAGCUCGUUAGACUCGAAUUAUUCAAUUUCAAGUCCUACAAGGGUCACCAUGUCUUGCUUUUUGGUGAUGCUUACUUUACCUCUAUUAUCGGUCCUAAUGGAUCUGGAAAGUCAAAUUCUAUGGAUGCCAUUUCCUUCGUCCUGGGUAUAAAAUCGUCGCAUCUCCGUUCAACCAACCUCAAAGACCUGGUUUACCGCGGACGUGUUCUCAGAACAUCCAAAGUCAACGGCGACGGAUCUGCGACCGCCCCCGAACAAAACGGCAAUGCGGAUGAAGCGCAAGAUGGAUCAGAUGUCGAAGACUCACAGACGCAAGGUGAUCGAGGCGACCCGCGAUCGGCCUGGGUAAUGGCAGUCUACGAAGACGAUGCCGGUGAAGAGCAGCAGUGGAAACGAUCAAUCACCAGUGGCGGCGUUAGCGAAUAUCGUAUCAAUAACAAGAUUGUGACCGCGCAACAGUACAACGAAGCGUUGGAGGCGGAAAACAUUCUUAUCAAAGCACGUAACUUCCUUGUCUUCCAGGGAGAUGUUGAAGCUAUUGCAUCACAAUCGCCAAAGGAUUUGACACGUCUGAUUGAGCAAAUUUCUGGUAGUCUAGAGUACAAGGUUGAAUACGAGCGCCUCAAAGCCGAGCAGGAAGAAGCCGCAGAACAGCAAACCUUCCAGCUCAAUCGUCGUCGUGGAAUUAACUCAGAGAUCAAACAAUAUCAAGAGCAGAAGCGAGAAGCCGAGAACUACGCACGGAAAGCCGAAGAACGAGAUCAAGCCAUUAUUACACACAUCCUGUGGAAGCUGUUCCAUUUCCAACGACUGAUUGACGAGUCAAGCGCCGAGAUUCAGAAGCAUCAGGAUGAACUUAAAGAAUAUCGUCGCGGUGUCGAGAAAUACGAGAAGAAUCUCGAGGAAGCCAAGAAGGAACAUGCCAAGAUGGGUAGAGAGGUAUCAAAUGCGGAACGCAACAUUGUCAAGAAGGAAAGGGAUAUUGAGGACGCAACCAACUCUCUGGUACCCAUCGAUGAGAAAAUUGAGAUUACAUCAGGCAAGGUGCAGAGGUACUCAUCGAGAAUCUCGGAAAUUACCAAAGAACGUGAUACUCAAACCGCAAAUGUGACCCGCCUCGAGAAAGACUUGAAGGUUGUCGGAAAAGCGCAAGCAGAGUGGGAAGCAGAGUGGGCAAAGUCCAUGAGUAAAGCCGGUGGUCAACUUAGUGAAGCAGAUCUUCAAGAAUACAACAAGCUCAAAGAAGAGGUCAAUAAAAGUUCUUCAGCUGAGCAGCUAAAACUCGACAAUCUUAGACGCCAGAAGAAGACCGACGCGGAGACUGUGAAUGGUUUGAAGAGUAAAUUCGAGAACGCGCAAUGGCAACUGCAGAGCUUCGAGACCGAAACUAAGACUCUAAAGACACGCAAAACUGAUAUCGCAAACACGAUCAAAGAUACUUCGGCAGAGAUCGACCGCAAGAAAAAAGAGCUAAAUGCUGUGACCUCGGAGCGUCUGCGAGUGUCUCAAAUGCGUACGGAAAUGGAAGAAAAGCUUCAACUUGUCUUGAAAAAGCUUCUGGAAGCGGACGAUGGCAGAAAGCAAAGCGAAAAGGAGAUUCGAAUGAAGGAAAUGAUAUCCACUCUGAAACGGAUCUUCCCGGGUGUCAAGGGCCGCGUCAGCGAUCUUUGCCAGCCGAAGCAGAAGAAGUAUGCUGAAGCCGUUAGCACUGUCCUAGGUCGUCACUUCGAUGCCAUUGUUGUGGAUAACGAAAAAACCGCCAAGGAAUGUAUCCAACACCUCCGUGAUCAGCGUGCCGGUCAAGCUACGUUCAUUCCCCUCGAGACCAUUCAAGUAAAGGCUUUCAACUCGAACCUCAAAGGCAUGCAUCGCGGCAUGCGCCCAGCAAUCGAGACAGUUGACUACGAGAACUCCGUUUCCCGUGCUAUAAGCUAUGCCUGCGGUAAUGCUAUUGUCUGUGAUGAUCUAGAUACUGCCAAGUAUCUCUGCUAUGAGAAAGGUGUAGACGCCAAAGCUGUUACGUUGGAUGGAACAGUGAUCCACAAAGGCGGUCUUAUGACUGGUGGUCGUGGUCCCGGACAGCAAAGCUCGAAAAGAUGGGAUGAUUCUGAAUUGGAGAAUUUGCACAAGUUGAAGGACAAGCUGCUUGCCGACCUCGCUGCAUUACCCAAAGGUCACCGCCGCGGAACAGACGAAGAAACCUUGCAAGGUGAACUUGUAGGUCUUGAACAGAGAUUGGCCUACGCUAAAGAAGAGUCGAAGGCUCUUGAGCGUAACAUCAAGAGUAAAGAUAGCGAACUCCAAUUUGCUAAGAAACAAGUUGCGGAAGUGCAGCCUAAACUGCGUGAGAAAGAGAAAGCACUGAAACAACUAGAAAAUUCGAUCAGUUCUGCAGAGCAAUCAGUUGCUGGCGUCGAGGAUGAGAUUUAUGGCGAUUUCUGUGAACGCCUUGGUUACGAUAGUAUCCGCGACUAUGAGGCUUUGCAGGGUUCUCUGCAAGAAGAGGCCUCUCGCAAGAAGUUGGAGUUCACAACCCAAAAGAGCAGAAUCGAGAAUCAACUGAGCUUUGAGAAACAACGUCUUCAAGCAACGGAUGAUCGUAUCAACUCUCUGAAAGCACAAUACAAACGGGAUGAGGCGCAGAUAAUGGAAUUCAAAGCUGAGCAGGACAAAAUCCGCAACAAAAUGGACGAACUCGAGGCCGAACUAGAAAUUCUAAAAGAACGUCUCGAGGAGCAGAAGGAGCUGUACGCGGAAUCGCAAGAAAAGUUGAGUGCCCAACGACGAGAACUACAGAAACGCUCAAAGAAUGUUGAAGAUACUCUCAGAGCAGUAAACGCACUUGAGGGUGACAUUCAACGGAACUCUUCAAACCGCUAUGCUCUUCUCCGUCGCUGCAAGCUAGAGGAUAUCGACUUGCCGCUUGCUGAUGACUCUGCGCCUCUGGAUAAUCUGCCAAUUGACGAGCUUGUGCAAACCGCCGACGAGGAUGCUAUGGAUCUCGAUGAGGACACAACUAUGACAGGAUUUGAGGCACCGGGUGUUCAGGAUUACGGUAUUGAAGUUGACUUUGAUUCUUUGGGAGAGACAUUGAAAGAAUCUGCCGAAGAUAAGCUGGAGGAGGAAUUGCAAGAUCGCAUUCGGUCACUCAAUACUGAGCUAGACAAGAUGGCACCCAACACUCGAGCCAUGGAGAGGUUAGAAACCGUUGAGAACAAACUCCGCAGCACGGAGAAGGACUUUGAAGAUGCCAGGAAGCGUGCUAGGAAGGCCAAGGAAGACUUUGAAGAUGUCAUGACGCAGCGAUCGGAGUUGUUCAACAAGGCAUUCUCACAUAUUUCUGAGCAGAUUGGCCCUAUUUAUAGGGAGCUUACCAGAAGUGCCAACUAUCCUCUGGGAGGUCAAGCAUAUCUCGAUAUCGAGGAUUCUGACGAGCCAUAUCUUGACGGUAUCAAGUACCAUGCCAUGCCUCCACUCAAACGAUUCCGUGACAUGGAACACUUGUCUGGAGGAGAAAAGACCAUGGCUGCGCUUGCUCUUCUUUUUGCGGUGCAUUCCUAUCAACCAUCACCAUUCUUCGUUCUCGAUGAGGUGGAUGCCGCGCUUGACAACACCAAUGUCGCCCGGAUCGCCAACUAUAUUCGCGACCACGCCGCUCCUGGAAUGCAAUUCAUUGUCAUCAGCUUGAAGACGGGUCUGUUUCAAUUGAGUGAGGCACUUGUGGGUAUCUACCGCGAUCAAACCGAAAACAGCAGUAACUCGCUCACUUUGGAUCUCCGCAAGUACCAAUAG